UAUACUGAAAAAUUGUGCCAAAAUGGCACCAAAACAACAUGUUAUGUCAGCAAUUUUGGUUAUAACUUGUGUAUUGUGUUAUUAUAACAGUUGUUACUGUGGAUUUGUGUUUGACGACAUUAGUGCAAUUAAAGAUAAUCGUGAUUUAAGACCACACACACCGUUGAAAAAUAUAUUCGCCAAUGACUUUUGGGGCACACCUAUGCAUAAGGAACAAAGUCACAAAUCUUAUCGACCCCUGUGCGUUCUAACAUUUCGAUGGAAUUACCUUUUUCAUCAACUAGAGCCCAUGGGGUAUCAUUUUGUAAAUAUGUUGCUGCAUGCUGUGGUGUGUCUUAUGUAUUUCCGAAUGUGUGCAAUGUUUCUACCAGAAUUAGCUGCUUUUGCAUCAGCAAUGUUAUUUGCUGUACAUCCAAUACACACUGAAGCGGUGACAGGUGUUGUGGGUCGAGCGGAAACUUUAUCAUCAGUAUUCUUUCUUGCCGCAUUUAUUACCUACAGUAAAACUACGAAACGUAAAAAAUCAACAGGUUGGCGAUCACUAAUCUUAUCGAUGAUUUUUGUUGCAACAGCAAUGUUAUGCAAGGAACAAGGAAUUACUAUAACUGGAAUAUGUGCUACGUACGAAAUAUUUGUGGCACAAAAGUUACGUCUACACGAUUUACAAUAUAUAAUCAAAUCAAUCUUAAGUGGGAAAAGUUGUUUGCAUCCCACAUGGCCAAUGGAAGCAACAAAACGUUUAGUGGUAUUAGCGGGUACUACAAUCUUAUUAUUGUUAGGUCGCUUACAAAUAAUGGGAUCCCAGUUACCCGUAUUCACACGUUUUGAUAAUCCAGCUUCUGUUGCACCAACGCCCACACGACAAUUAAGUUAUCAUUAUUUAAUAAGUGUAAAUGUAUGGUUGUUGUUAUUCCCAUGUGAUUUAUGUUGUGAUUGGACAAUGGGCACCGUGCCAUUGAUUGAAACGUUAACGGAUUACAGAAAUCUAGCAACAAUUGUAUCAUAUGCUGGUGUUGCAUUAUUGGUAUUUACGGCAUUAAGUACAGAUAAUCGACAGCAAGCAACAGUCAUUUUAAUGAGUUUGGCUUUUCUAAUUCUACCAUUUUUGCCAGCCUCAAAUUUAUUCUUUCCUGUGGGAUUUGUAAUUGCUGAACGUGUACUUUACAUGCCGUCAAUGGGUUUUUGUAUGUUAGUUGGAUAUGGUUUUUAUUUACUAGCCGAAAAACGACAUAAAAAAUUAACAUAUAUUGCAUUUUCACUUUUACUAUUAUCUCAUGGAAUUAAAACUUAUUUGCGAAAUUGGGAUUGGGAAUCGGAAUACUCAAUAUUCAUGUCUGGCUUAAAAGUAAAUCAACGCAAUGCAAAAUUAUUCAACAAUGUGGGACAUGCUUUAGAAAGUCAAGGAAAAUAUCAUGAAGCAUUGGCCUAUUUUCACACCGCUGUUAGCGUUCAAGAAGAUGAUGUUGGCGCCCAUAUUAAUGUUGGCAGAACAUAUAAUCACCUCAAAAUGUUUAAAGAAGCAGAAGAUGCUUAUUUGAGAGCGAAAUCAUUACUACCAAAAGCGAAACCGGGUGAAUCAUAUCAAGCUAGAAUUGCACCAAAUCAUUUAAAUGUAUUCUUAAAUUUAGCGAAUUUAAUAUCCAGAAAUGUUACCCGAUUAGAAGAAGCUGAUUUGUUAUAUAGACAAGCAAUUAGUAUGAGAGCGGAUUAUACGCAAGCAUACAUUAAUCGUGGAGAUAUUUUAAUUAAAUUAAAUCGCACAAAAGAAGCGCAAGAAGUAUAUGAGCGAGCGCUAUUGUACGACAGUAAUAAUCCAGAUAUUUACUAUAAUCUUGGUGUUGUAUUUCUGGAACAAGGAAAAGCUUCGCAAGCACUUGCGUAUUUAGAUAAAGCUUUAGAAUUUGACCCUGAACAUGAGCAAGCGUUACUGAAUUCAGCAAUUUUACUGCAAGAGUUAGGCAGGCCAGAAUUAAGGCGAAUAGCACGUGAAAGACUGCUAAAACUACUUGUUAAAGACAGCACGAAUGAAAGAGUACACUUUAAUUUGGGCAUGUUGGCAAUGGAUGAUAAAGACAUUGAAAAUGCUGAAAAUUGGUUCCGGCGUGCAGUACAUUUAAAACCAGAUUUUCGUAGUGCAUUAUUUAAUUUAGCAUUGUUAUUGGCUGAUGAUCAGCGGCCAUUAGAAGCUGCCCCAUUUUUAAAUCAGCUAGUAAAAUAUCAUCCAGAUCAUGUGAAAGGAUUAAUUCUACUAGGAGAUAUUUACAUUAAUAAUAUUAAGGAUUUAGAUGCGGCCGAAAAUUGUUACAAACGAAUAUUGCAGCUGGAUCCUGUAAACAUUCAAGGACUUCAUAAUUUGUGCGUAGUGUACGUGGAACGUGGCAAACUAUUGCAAGCACAAGCUUGUUUAAAACAUGCUCAUCAAUUAGCACCUGGUGAAGAUUACGUUUUACGACACUUACAAAUAGUAACAAAUCGAAUAUCAAAACUAAAAAACACCGACAGUAUUCAGUAUCAAAUAGCAUUUCAAGAUUUCGAUCCUGCUGAAUUUGGUGGUAGCAGGCGAAAUACAAAAUAUGAAGAUGAUAAAACACGCGUUACGCAUAAUCAAAGUGCAAGUCCACAAUUAACAACACCAAAUCGACCAAUGAAAAUGUCAGAGAAAAGUGAUGAACAGUCAUUCUAUGAUGAACCAAUAUUUAUGGAUGAACUUUCCCAAAAAACUUCAGCAGCAGUGGGUGGUAUCCAUCAAACAGAUCAUCCAUCUGCAACGUUUUAUACGUCAAAUAAUUAUCAAAUUACUCAACAAUCAGGUUUAGUUGCAUCAGAUCUAGAUGAUCCGUCAUCUGGUAUGUCUUAGCAAUAAAUUUCUUAAUUAAAAUAACGGCUACAAUGAUUUUCAGUCAAUAUGGUCAUAAUUAAAUUUUGCAUGAAUUCGAUAUCAAAAAUAAUUAAUAUUUCUACUACUAAACAAUCCAAGAACAAUAUGUAAUUUUAAAGUUUCCGUACCUAUAAUACACAAACCAAAAUCCCUCCAACUUUUACCAGAAACAUUAAUAUGAUCAAAGGUCAAAGAACAAUCCUUUUCUUUUACUAAACCUAUUGACUGAAAAGAAUUGAUCAAUAUUUUUAACAUUACAAAAAUGCCGAAAAUUAAAAAUUAAUGUUUAAAUAAAAUUAAGUAAGUAAAUAGAUUUUACACUGGAGAAACAAAAAUCUUAUUAAUAAUCACAAAACACGUAAUCAAGAAUUUCCCCAAAAAAUAUA
Molecule: messenger RNA, 3264 nt
Organism: Chrysoperla carnea
Lineage: Eukaryota; Metazoa; Arthropoda; Insecta; Neuroptera; Chrysopidae
Gene: Tmtc3
Product: protein O-mannosyl-transferase Tmtc3
Exons: 9
Coding region: 23-2857 (944 amino acids)
Biological process (GO): protein O-linked glycosylation via mannose
Cellular component (GO): endoplasmic reticulum
Molecular function (GO): mannosyltransferase activity; protein binding
Source: RefSeq, a predicted model, not a curated record